Molecule: messenger RNA, 1820 nt
Organism: Trametes versicolor FP-101664 SS1
Lineage: Eukaryota; Fungi; Basidiomycota; Agaricomycetes; Polyporales; Polyporaceae
Product: cytochrome P450
Exons: 8
Coding region: 73-1707 (544 amino acids)
Biological process (GO): ergosterol biosynthetic process
Molecular function (GO): oxidoreductase activity, acting on paired donors, with incorporation or reduction of molecular oxygen; iron ion binding; heme binding
Source: RefSeq, a predicted model, not a curated record
CCUCACCCUCCUCCCACCGUCUGCCGUCACCCUUCUGCGGCGACGCUCGACGACGACAGCUCUCUGGGAACCAUGUCGGCCAACGCAACAUUCACGGAGCCCUGGACGGGCACGCUCACCCAGCUCGAGUGGCCCUCAAACCCUAGGUUGCUCCUGCUGGCGCUGAUCAAUAUACCCUUGAUUUCCAUUGUGCUCAACGUACUUUGGCAAUUGUUACCCCGCGACAAGUCGCAACCCCCGCUGGUCUGGCAUUGGAUUCCUUUCCUUGGAUCUGCUCCGGCCUACGGCCGCGACCCGAUUGCGUUCUUCAGGGAGUGCAGGGAGAAGUACGGCAAUGUUUUCACCUUCAUUCUCCUGGGCAGGCGCGUCACCGUCACGCUGGGACCUCAAGGCAACGACUUCGUUUUGGGCGGCAAGCACACCCAGCUCGCUGCGGAGCCUGUAUAUGGCCCCUUGACGACGCCCAUUUUCGGCAAGGAUGUCGUGUAUGACUGCCCCAACGAGAAGCUCAUGGAGCAGAAGAAGUUCGUUAAGGUUUCCCUGACCAUCGACAAGUUCCGCGCAUACGUCGGCAUGAUCGACGACGAGGUCAAGGACUACCUGAACACCGACGCGUCCUUCAAGGUCUACCAAAUGGACGACAUCAACGAGUGGGGCACCUUCCCCGUGCUCAAGUCUUUCGCCGAGAUGACUAUCUUGACGGCCUCGCGUACCCUCCAAGGCCGUGAGAUUCGUGAGAGCUUGACCAAGGACUACGCCCAGGUCUACUCCGACCUCGACCACGGUUUCACUCCCCUUCACUGGAUGAUCCCCGGCCUCCCGCUUCCCAGCUACCGCCGGAGAGAUGCUGCCCACACCAAGAUGAGCUCGUUCUACCAGUCAAUUCUUCGCAAGCGUCGUGAGAACCCUACUGAGAACCAGGAGGACGAUGUCAUGAACUCUCUCAUGAAGCAGCGCUACCGCGACGGCAAACAGCUCCCCGACCACGAGAUUGCGCACAUUCUGAUUGCUCUGCUCAUGGCCGGCCAGCACACGAGCUCUUCGUCCCUCGCCUGGGCUGUCCUCCACGUUGCGGCCCGUGCCGACAUCCAGGAAGCGCUGUACAAGGAACAGGUCCAGCACUUUGGUACGCCCGAUGGUGGCCUCCGUGACUUCGGCUACGACGAAAUCCGCGACCUUAACAUCCUCGACGCCGUCGUCCGCGAGACUCUCCGCCUCCACCCGCCAAUCCACAGCAUCAUGCGCAAGGCCAAUGUUGACAUCCCCGUUCCCGCUACCCUCGGCACUCCCUCCGAGAACUCGGUCUUCGUCGUGCCCAAGGGUGAUAUUGUCCUUGCAUCGCCGCUCAUCAGCCAGGUCGACCCCAGCGUUUGGGACGACUCGGAGUCUUGGGAGCCGACUCGGUGGUACGAUGAGAAGGGUGUUGCUGCCAAGGCGAACAAGGAGUACAACGAGGGCGAGAAGGUUGACUUCGGGUUCGGUCUCGUGAGCAAGGGCACGGUCAGCCCGUACCUGCCCUUCGGUGCCGGCCGUCAUCGUUGCAUUGGCGAGCAGUUUGCGUACCUGCAAAUCAGCACUGUCAUCUCGUCGCUCGUGCGCAGGAUGGAGUUCCGCUACGAGGGCACGUUCCCCGCGCCUGACUACUCGUCUAUGAUGGUGCAGCCCGUCCCGUGCCAGAUCCACUACCGCAGGAGGAAGUUUGAAUGAGCGAGGGGACAGAGUGAUAUACUCUAGACAGUUACGACCGCGACGUCGAAGUAUACUAGGCCUCGGUGCAUCUACCUAAUGUUAGCAAUUGCUUGAAUAUUCAUCAACGCUGC